AUGCCUGUUGACUGGAUGAGCCGGAUGCUCGCAUACUGCAGUGUGCACCGAUCGAAGCUCAAUGCAGGGUUGGUCUCUGAGCCACAUGCACAGCAGAUCCACCAGUCGGCCAUGGAUGGCUUAGAAUGGCUCGGAAAGAUAUCGAUGUGGACAGAUGGGUUCAGAACCAACGUGAAUGAGAGACCUUGCGAUGAAGUACGACAUAUUCUUGAGGUAUCCAUGUCUACCGUGAUUCCCGAGAGAAUGGAGGAUUACAUCGCGCAAACUCCACAAGUUCUCAGUGAGGGCGUUCAUGUCUCAUGGGUCAUGCACCCGGGCAGAUUUGCCCUCUGGUACGCCAGAGUCCCGGCUGCCAUUGCAGCUGAGCGCAACAGUUCAGCAGCCACUAUGAAGAUCUUGAUGCCAGUCUUGUUGGAGCUUCAUUACCCAGGCGGUCAAGCCAUGAGAGCCGGGGAAGACUGGCCAUGA
Molecule: messenger RNA, 468 nt
Organism: Aspergillus saccharolyticus JOP 1030-1
Lineage: Eukaryota; Fungi; Ascomycota; Eurotiomycetes; Eurotiales; Aspergillaceae
Exons: 2
Coding region: 1-468 (155 amino acids)
Source: RefSeq, a predicted model, not a curated record